AAUCGAACCUCUGUUGGAAACUUGCAUGAUCUUUGAAGCUUUACUGGGUUUCCUUCUGGAUGGGGAGAUCACAGCUGAAAAUCAUCUGCGCACUACAAAGAGAAUGCGUGAUGGAAAAAGAACGCCGUGCAAUGUAUACCCAAGUGGAUUCAGGGAGGGGCCUUGAGGAAGACUCAAUUCAAGUAGUUUCUUCUGGUGAGGAGCAAAUCCCUCCAGCAGUCUUGCGUUCUAUCGAUGAUGCUGAUGACGAAGAAGUAGCCAGUACAUCCAGCUCUACCUCAGACCGAGCGAUACGGGAAGCUGAAGGGAUACCUCUGAUCCAAAUACGAACGUACGGAGAUCGAGUAAAAACUGGCGACAGUGAACCUGUGAGCCCUGAUCAACCUCAGUGUCGCAUCUGCCUUGAAUCCGAAGGUGAUGAUUUGAUCGCUCCAUGCCGGUGUAGAGGUACUCAAAAGUUUGUACACAGAUUAUGCCUUGAUAACUGGAGAGCUGCCAAGGAAGGCUUUGCGUUUGCACAUUGUACAGAAUGCAGAUCAGCCUUUCAUCUGCGUGCAAAUUUGCCCCCUGAUAGAUGGUGGUUGCGAAUGAAGUUUCAGUUGUUGGUGUUUAGAGAUCAUGCCGCAAUCUUCUUGAUUGUACAAUUGGUGGUAGGAAGUUUGGGCGCGUUAGUAUAUUACUUUUAUGGGGGAGAGCUGAGGGAAUUGUUCGGUUAUGAUGAUCAUCCAUACGGCUUUUAUGCCCUAGUAGUAGUAGUAGCCCUUUUGGUGGGAUUGCUUUACGGCUUCUUCAUAGCAAUCAUAUGUGGACAGAAUAUCAGCAAUCGCCAUUAUCACAUUCUUGCCAAGCAGGAAUUGACUAAGGAAUAUGUUGUCGAGCAUCUUAGCGAAAAUGAGGAGCCUCCGCAGCUAGACCCUGGACACCUAAACGAGUUGAAGAUGCUGGGGUUGUUCUAGUUCGCACGGGUUAAGCCUCCUCCUGUGCGAAGUUGUAAAUGUUUUGUAAGUUAUGGGGUGUCUUAUUUACUUCCAAAGCCCUGUAUUUGGGUCCAAAGACAUCGACAAAGAAAAUGGAAUGGGUCAUCAGUUUAGUUGCUGAACUCGGCCCAGAUUUUAGCGACACUUGAUCGAGAGAAAAAGUGUAAUCAUGGAUGCCGCAAAUAAGCCUGUCAAGCAAAGUGUUGACAUGUUUUUGUCCGGUGCUUCGAUGCAAAAUUACAUCAUGAAAUACUUUCAGUGCUGUAUCUGUGGCUCCUGACAGAGUUCUAGAGUGCGGCUGUGAAUUUGCUUUCUCACAGGAUUCGACUUGAUCGUCUCAAAUCGUCCCUCAGUUCGAAGGUCCAGUUGGGGCCUUAUGGACCCUCCUAAAACUACAGUUGCUGCGUGCCCUAGGUGUUACAAACUGUAAAGGAUUGCUGCCCCAACCCGCACAAACUAGUCUCCAUCGUGUUUAACAUUUUGUUGUGAUUAGAAAUUCUCGUCAUCUAUUCUGGUUCCAGGUCACGGAACACAGGUUUCUAGAAGCUGAAUGUUAAAUUUCCGAC
Marchantia polymorpha subsp. ruderalis is the source of this 1543-nucleotide messenger RNA. The record is from the annotation of a GenBank genome assembly. Lineage: Eukaryota; Viridiplantae; Streptophyta; Marchantiopsida; Marchantiales; Marchantiaceae.